Molecule: messenger RNA, 2931 nt
Organism: Aspergillus fijiensis CBS 313.89
Lineage: Eukaryota; Fungi; Ascomycota; Eurotiomycetes; Eurotiales; Aspergillaceae
Exons: 2
Coding region: 1-2931 (976 amino acids)
Source: RefSeq, a predicted model, not a curated record
AUGACUACACAAGCAGCCCCCGCCAUUCCUCCGCGGCCGUCGAGGUCUCCACAACAGGGUCUUGCACCCGCCUCAGCAGAAGGCCCCACGAUCCCUCCUCGUCCGUCCAAUCGUGCUGAGCGCUCUGUAUCUCCCUUUCCCGAUAGCUACGCCCCGUCUCCUCUGAACGAUUUGCCCAACGGAUGGGGCCUGAAACGAACCACCUCGAAUGACCUACCCCAGAGACCCCCGAGUGUCACGAUACCUUCGCUCGGUCAAGAGGGCAUUGAAUACCAGGACCUGGAUGUGGCCAAUGUGUCAGAGGCUCAGCAGGCUACACCGCCAGAGACCCGGAACGUGGGAAGCGAUUUAAAGCUUCAUGCGCCAAGACCGUCAUUACCCACUUCCAGCGCCAAGGCAAGGGUGCAGGCUGUGACACGUACAGACUCCCGUCAGGCUGCAGCAGCAGGCUUGGGGCGUGCUCCAUCUCCUUCAAAUGACGAUCAUUCCGAGCGGCCUACCCGCUCACUGCACUCGCGAGCCAGCGGCUCACGUGGUGACUCCUCAACCAUGUCCGCGGAUCGUCGACAGUCGUUCCACGGAGAGGAGCAUGGCAUUCCGGAGAUCGGACAGAGAGUCCCGAUGUACCCUAAUGCGGGCGAUGUGCAAGCUCCAUCCCCCAGCCCUUACCUCGCCGAACCCCAGGAGAAACGCUCUGGACGCAACCACCACCGCACUCGCAGUGGCCGCGAGGCAUCUCUGCCUCCUGGCAGCUACGGUCUGCAUGGUCAUGGUGUUCCUUCAAACGACAAGUUCGAGAAGGCCUGGUAUGAGAAGCACCCCGAAGAAUUCGUCCGAGAGGAGCAAGGCCAAUAUGGCCCAGGGGUUGGUACACCGCGGCCCGACUGGGCCUUGAGCAGCGACGAUCUGAACAAGAUUGUCCGUGGCUCUGCAGUGAAUGGUUCUGGGCUUGGUACAUCCCCUGCCCUGGCGGGUACUCCAGAUGAGGAGGUUGGCUACAUUGCCUCAGACGAAUACACACAUCAGCUAGCGUCACCGGGACUCGACUCACGUCGUAAUUCUCGACUCGCUGUUGAGUCACCUCUACGCAAUUCGAGUUUUCCGGCUACCGAUGCGCAAGCCCAGCCUGAAACUGCUGUAGAACAGGAAACCGACGACAAAUCGACUCACUCCCGGGUCAUUCAUGUCGACGAACCGUAUCACCAUUUGCACCAUCCGGACGGCUUCGCUCAGACUCCCGGUCCCGAGGAGCUCACCCACAAUUUGGAUGUCGAGGAAGAAAAGGCGGAGUCUAUCCUGGCAGCUGACGAAGUACGCCCGGAGUCUGCCUUCCAGCACCCGGCUGUCUCGCCGACUUUUGGCCGAAAUGGCAGUGUAGACUAUGAAGGAAGAAGCCGCACUCCAAGCGUGACCCACAGCCGGUCGAACAGCAGGACGGCUAGUAUUCACAGCGGUAUGCCAGCUCUGGCGAGAUACAACUCGCGUGACGAGCACGAGGGCACACAUACGCCGCUUGAGGAUGUCGAGGAAUACGAACCUCUUUUUCCCGAGGACGAGUCUAAGGACCAGAAGCCCAUCACUCCCGCAGAGCGCUUCAAGCAGCGUCCGGAUCAAUUGAAGCACCGGUUUCCCAGCCAAGACAUCUGGGAAGACUCACCCAACAGCUUGCAAUUAUCUGCCACUGUAUCUACGCCGGACAUCCCCAAGGAGGAGGCUUUUGAAACACCGGAGCAGGAGUCGAAUCGUAAGAGCCAGGCGCCUCAGAUUGACGCUCACAAAGUCGCUUCACACAUUCUGGGAACGGACGAUCGGGAAGGCAGGCCUUCACGCCCGGAGAUCUCUAAGCAGCGAUUUCCGAGUCGAGAUAUCUGGGAAGAUGCACCUGAAAGUCAUACGCUGGUGACGACAGUCCAACCGGCAGAUGAAGAGGUCAAGAGCCCGGAGGUUCCCUCAAAGCCCAGCAUUCCCCUUCGGCCGCUAAAGCGCCCGGGACAGGCCCCUCCGGUGGAUGCUUCCUCGAAGCCGGUCACUUCCCCUACAGAUAAGCGACAUCCUCCCUCGAUUCCUGACAGACCGAAGCCGCAAAUUCCGGCCCGGCCCUCCAAACCUCUUUCGCGCGCCAGCCCUGAAGAGGCCAAGGAUGUUGCCGCUAAACCCAAGCCAGCCAUUCCCGCACGGCCCGGUGGAAGUAAGAUUGCCGCUUUGAAGGCCGGGUUCCUGUCCGACUUGAACUCGCGGCUCCAGCUCGGCCCACAAGCGCCCCCUAAGCCACAGGAGAAGAAGGAAGAGGAGGCGCCAGCCGAGAAAGUACCGCUCAGUGAUGCCCGGAAAGGCCGUGCGCGUGGUCCCGCCAGGCGGAAGCCAGCUGUCGAAAAGACGCCCGCAAGGCUACCAACCAUCCCCGAGGUCAAGAUCACAGAGACCUGGAACGUGUGGCAAAUGGGUGAAGACGGAACCCUGACCGUCGGUGACGAGAAGCCGACCACAGCCCCGACACCUCAGACAACCUCUCCGGAAGCCAUGGCACCUCCCAUCGCCAAGAAUCUUGCCGGUGAACCGGCUGAGCCCCAAGCUCCCACCGCCGCUUUCGAGAAAGGAGAAGCCCAAGACGAGCCAGUAUCGCCCGGCGCCGUCGCUCCAUCUGUAGCUCCAGCAGACGUCAGCCCGACGCAAGAGACUCUACCCGAGCCCGUACCGGAACCGACAUUCACCGAAGCGAAGCACCCCAUCCCGCUGGCCGACGACCACAGCACGGCCGCGCCGGCCCCUGCCGUCGAUCCUGUCACCACAGACGAUCUAUCCGCCGGGAAACCCACCAUCAUGUCCCCGCCUGACCGAUCGCCCAUCGACGACAUCGCAGCACGACUCUCUGCGUCUGCUGACGGUAAAAGGCCGUCGGAGGGUGACAUUGGCGAGACCCUCGACAACUGA